Messenger RNA from Anguilla anguilla (European eel), 4944 nucleotides. RefSeq names its product ERBB receptor feedback inhibitor 1a (gene errfi1a). Bases 295 to 1542 code for a protein of 415 amino acids. Gene Ontology annotation, cellular component: extrinsic component of cytoplasmic side of plasma membrane. The transcript has 4 exons. NCBI's taxonomy places the organism in Eukaryota, Metazoa, Chordata, Actinopteri, Anguilliformes, Anguillidae. Gene Ontology annotation, biological process: negative regulation of epidermal growth factor receptor signaling pathway; regulation of keratinocyte differentiation. The record is from RefSeq and is a predicted model, not a curated record.
GCGAGGUGCCAUGAGCCUGUGAACGAGUUUAUCCGCAGUACCUAGUCUAGCUGUAAUUGUGAUGUUAAUAGGCUAUUUGCGUGUUUACAUUCAUUGACUCAGUGACAGGACUGAUUGGAGCCUACAGACUGGUCUACAGCAAAACGAGAGUAUCUAUUUUACCAUGCGACGAGCUUCGGAUCGUGAGCGUGUGCGUUAAACACAAGGAAAAUAAGGAGAGAAUGACAUGGACCUGCCACCUCCCCCUGCUUCAGGUUCCAGUUGUUACCUGCCAGGUUAAGCGCAUUGGCUUGGAUGCGACUGGAUUGCAGCUGGAGCAUGUCCACUGCAGGCCUGACUGCGCAGGACCUCUUUCUACCCCCAGAGAAGCCUGCACUGCAUGGCCGCUGCUUCCACAGCAUGGCCAAUGACACGCCCUCCUGGAGCCCGUCCCCCGACCUGGACAGGUCUUACAUUGGUCUGGAUGCCACAUCCCUGGAACAGAACCACAGAACACAUCAACAGGUCCCAGCAUCAGAAAGACAGUAUUCUCACCCGCACAGCCCAGUGGCCCAGCGCCUGCCCCCGAAGAAGUCCCGGCCCUCCCAGCUGAGCCUGUCGUCCUGCCCCGAGCCCUCCACGCCCAGCCCGUCUGGGGACGACCAGGUGGUUCCCCCUUUCCAGCGUUUGUCCGUGUACGAGCGCAGCCCCCCGCACACCCCGUCUCGUGCACUGAGCAGGGGUUCCAGGCCCCUGCCUCCCCUCCCCGGCCCUGUGGAGCUGACUCGGGACCGGCCCGUGGAGGACGAGGCGGAGGUUUUCUCUGGCGCGGACGACAGCCGGAGGCUGGUGCCGGAGCCCUGCCCCAAGCUGCCCGCCCUCCGCCCUGGCGACCUUGCAAGGCGCAGCUUCAGGGGCUGCGGCCGGGUGAACUACGCCUACCUGGAGGGCCCGUGUGGGGCCCACGCCCCAGUCCAGCACAAGGAAGAUCGCCAGCCGCAGGAGCAGGCCACACCCCCUUCGCGUGAUCGAGCCCAUCGCCGGCUGCGCCGCUCACAUUCUGGCCCCACCCUACGGCAACCCUGUCUACGCCAUGCCAGCCUCUCUCAGGACAAGCCCCAGGUGCCACCCCGGAUUCCUAUACCCCCCCGCACAUUCAAGACGACCGACCUCGAUCGCCGCUGGUCUACAGAAGUAUCCUCUGGAGGGUACAGUGAUGAGGACAGACCCCCUAAGGUACCCCCCAGGGAUCCAAUGUCUUCCUCUCCCCAAACUCCCAGCCCCAAGAGCAUCCCUACUUACCCGAACGGGGUCAUGCCCCCCACCAAGAGCUUUGCCCCUGACCCCAAUUACGUCAGCCGCGCCCUGCGGCGCCAACACAGUGAGGGCUCGCCCUGCAUCCUGCCAGUCAUGGAGCAGGGCAGGAAGGCAAGCCACACCCACUACUUCCUCCUCCCUCAGCGUCCCGCCUACCUGGACCGGCUGGAGCGGUUUCUGCGGGGAGCGGAGUGCGAGCAGAGUGGCUCCGACUGGAACAGCAGGCCUCACACUGACCUGGUCUAGAGGAAAGCCCAAGGUCCAUGAAGACCGAAAACGUGAAGUUCUGCACUAAUAGCUCCCCCGUCAAUAUGCCGACAGGGCCUGUCUGCCAUAGAUUCUCUUACCAAUCUAUGUGGGAAAACUAGUAAAUGACAAGCGCAUGGGCUGGAGGUUCUGUAAUCACAGCUAUUAAUCAAAUCUCAGCUGCUAGCUCAUGCUUUAAGGCAGUGGACGAAUGGCUCUGUUGCUUUGUUGAGCUUUGCUGAGUCAAAACAACCUCACGACACAGCCUCACAAGGGAUAGCUGCUCAAGCACUGUUGUGAGGAAAUAUUGACCUGAAAUAUUAUUUUUUAUAUUUUAUUGUAAUUGUAAUAGUAUUUAUUGCUUCUAUGGAAGAUGUUAGUGUUGUGUCAGUCUGCUGAUAUUGUGAAUUAGUCUGGUAUGAGCUGGACUUCUACCACAUAUUUAAUAUUUAUGUUUCCACUGCCGAAUACCGUGGCUGUGCUGUCCUUGUGUUUUGUGUUAUGUGGACUGUUUCUGUUAGACACUGGCAGUGCAUGCCUGUGACUGAGAGUCAAUGUUGCCUUCACAAGUUAGGAUGAUUAUUAUUUGUUUGCAUGGCUGAUGUUCUUAUGCAGGUGAACUCGGUAAACUAAAUAGUCUGUUAUUUAUUUGUACAGGUGGAUAUUUACUGGAACAAAUUAAGGACCUUGCUCACGGUUACAUUGGUCAGUUAAAAAAAAAACAUAUUUACGGCAGAGAAAGUGAGGACCAAAACAUGAAUUCCAUGAAGAAUGUGUCCUUUAAAUCGCAGCCUUUAUUUAAUCAUUCUGCUCAUAACUUUGCUGAGUAAUAUUUCUAGAUUUUAAUAUCCUAUUAUGUCUAUUUAAAUAGAACUGUUUCUGACUAAGUUGUUCCAACAGUCUUGCGUGUGUCUGUGUUUGUGUGUGUGUAUUUUGCAAAGGUAGUUUCUGCAAUGAAUGCCAUAUACAGUGCUCUCCAUUCUGUGAGUACUGUCCAGAACUGCUGUGUUGUAUUGGUUAAGCAUGUGCUGGUAUGUCUUGCUUAUUUCAGUGCUGCUUUCCCAUUUGGGUUGACAAAAUAAUGAAACAUGCAAUGCUGCUUUGUCUGCUUCACUAAAGAAUAUGAAAGAGUUAUUUAUGUCUUUUUAGAAAUAUAUAUUGAACCUGUUGUAAAGUUGUAUGCACUGUUUGUUUUGUACAUCAUGUGAAACUUAAUUUUAAGUCAAACUGUGAGUCUGAACAUGGAAUGAACUGACCUCUCUCGCUGCCUUGCUAAAUAUGAUAACAUUUUAAUUAAUAUCACAGAUCUUGUGAUUAUUAAACUCAUGAAGGGUAUCCCACACUCACUGUUUUAGGGACAUUCAGUGGUUCAUGGCCUAAAGCAAGAAACUACAGUUCAAGUAACUGCAAUUAAUCUUAUACUCUGAUGUUAUGUUUCCAAAGGAUGUACAUGUGAUAAAUUUUGACAGCAUUUGUUCACAAUUGUAAACAUAAGCAUCGAUUUAAGGGCAGUGGGCUCAAGUUUCAUGAAGAAUAAUUGAGUAAUAUACAUACAUGCUACCUCAGGAGGUAUAACACUGCUGUAACAUCCGCUUCUGGAUAUGAAUUGUAUUGCUUUAGACCAAAUACCCCUGAGUGCCCUAUACUUGCCUUUGUGAAGCUGGUAGGUUGUAAUAAACGUUUGUAAGUGUCUUAAAUAGCUGUUAUCACACACUGAAACUGUUGAAAACAUACAAUAAAUCUGAAACAAUAUUUUUUAAAAACCCUGAAAGGGGCCUAUCCCUUUAAAACAAAAAUAGACUCUCCUGACACGAAAGAAUCUAGCACUCUAUACGUGUACUUUUAAAUAUGCACUCUGCAAAUGUUUAAUUGCUGCCAAAUAUGGCAAAUAUUUUCUUUCUGCCAAAUAAUGAACUGAAGAGUUUUCAGAACAAAAACAAUUGGACCAAUGGAAUGAAUUCAGUUAGUGGGCGGAGCUUCAGCCAACAUUUUACAAAAACAAGAGAGGUGAACUUUGGCCGUUAUCCAUAUUAAAUAUUUAUUCUCAGCUACAGCACAUAGUUUCUUUUUCUUUUUUUUAAAAAACAUUUUUAUUCAUGUGUGUUUCUGAACAUUAAAAUGUAUGAAGACAUUUGAAAAUGAGGCUGUAUGUGUUGCAUAUGUUUUGUAAUGUUGGUUUGUAAUGUUUACUGUUUAUUUAUUUUUUGGAAAUUAACAUCCAUUUCUAACAUACGCCAUAGACUAGCCUGAAGUGCCAGUGAUCUGUUUAAUCAGUGAAACUGGUGAUGGGAGGUAAAUUUGAUAUUUUAUUAUUUGUCAUUUGGAGUGCUACAGGAAAUGCAAUGCACAUGCAUUGCGCUAACCAUGACUACAAUGGAAGUUUAUAAACCUGCGUAUAGGGGCAAAGUCAAAAAUGGUACAAUGUACUAGGCUAACAUGCCUGACAUGGUGAUGGUGUGGAAGUUCCUUGGACCUAAUCUCCACAGCAUGUUGCCAAACUGUGCUACCAGUCGGUGCCGUGCUUGACAUCUCUGAUCUGUGAAGUUCACCCUGGAGGCCUUUGUAGGAUCCUUCUUCCAUUAUAUUGCACCACAGGAAGAAAGACUGGUUUGACUGCAUCACUCCCUUGGUUGGGCUACAUGCGUGGCAGCGCCCCCUGCUGUCAUGGACUGAUUACAUUAGUCUGUGACAUGACAAAGACAUUUUUACCUGUUGCGUGUUUGAAAAGAAGAGCUAGUUUGAAUCUUGGUGUGACUGUCACUUGCUGCGAGAGAAUCACCAUUUUGGAAUGUCAGAGAAACUCCGAACUCCAAUUCUUAAACCACUGUUUGAGAAUUUGAAGGCAGUACCGAUUGAGUUUGAUCCUUUUAAUGCUGACAUCUGGACAGUGUUCUUUUGGUUCUGGAGGCAUUUGGCCCCUUAAGGAACUUAGUUAAGCUGCAAUGCUAAAGGCUUGACCUGAAUAUCAGAAUAUGCAUGUCAUAAAGGCAUGGAUCCUGUUUCCAAAACUAAGUAAAACAUUGUCUUUCUGUUUUUGUGAUGGAGACAUGGUGAGACUGGCUUUUGGGGCUUCCAACACGAGAUUAAUUUUUUUAAUUCAUGGGAUUUAAAAUAAUCUCUGUUCAAAUGUCUUUUUUGUCUGUUUUUUAAUUCAGAUAAAUGCUGUUUACAUUUUACACCUAAUGUGUAUGGCAUUCUAAAAUAAUAUUUUGUAUGUCUAUAUUUAAUGUCUUAAAAAAUACUGAAAAUGAAAGUUCAUCAUUGAGUUGACAUUACCUACUGCACUGAUAUUGUAGUAUGUGGUAUUGUGUACAGUAUUGGACUAGUUUCUUCUAGUGCUAAAAAGGUAAAGCAUAAUAUACUACAUGUAAAAGAAGAAUAAAAUAACUUAUUUGCAAAUUC